Lasiosphaeria miniovina is the source of this 1005-nucleotide messenger RNA. RefSeq lists its product as uncharacterized. Lineage: Eukaryota; Fungi; Ascomycota; Sordariomycetes; Sordariales; Lasiosphaeriaceae. The record is from RefSeq and is a predicted model, not a curated record. The transcript has a single exon. Bases 143 to 784 code for a protein of 213 amino acids.
CCCCCUUCUCCCCGGUCUUUUUUCCCUUCUAUCGUGAAGCUAAGGCCACUAGGUGGAUGAAUCGAGGACGACAUGUACGUAGUUACGUAUCCGUAUAUGAAUAUGCGAAAAAGGUGACCAGCCGAGGCUGGCUAGGUUUAAGAUGGUCUACCUAUCUUGUGUGCCUUCGACAGGGAAGAGCGAAGCGGAUGAAAGCCUGUGGAUAUUUGAUAGCAUUAGGGCAGACACCACCUCCCUCCCCGUUCAAUUAUUACUGAACACUCUGCAAUCUACUAGUAGCCUGAUAUACGAACAAACAGCCAAGCAAGCCAUUUUCAGUAGUGUGUGCAUGGAAAAAGGGAAAAAAACCCCCAGGAGGGCUAGCGGAAAAUGGGGAAAAUAUGUGGUCGCCAUCAGACCACGGCACCUGCAUUUUGUAGGAACGCCGAUACGCCACCGACGACCAGCUGAACUACCGGAGCCUAUCCUCUCCCUUCACCCCGCCCUCGCGUAUAUUUACGGAAAACAGCAAUCGGGGGCUUGGGUUUGGGCUGUGAUCGGCAGCCGAAGGGGUUUCGUGAAAGGAAAAAGUACUGGUGACGUGACAAGUCUGUCUGUCAAUCUGUCUUCGGCAGUUGCAGCCACGCCCGCACAGAUUAUCAACUUUUCUUUUCAUUAUCGAUGGACUAAUUAUGUGCUGUGCGGGGGUUCCCGCCGGAUCCAUUGCGUUGCCGUACUCUGUUUGAUAUGUUAUAUGCGCUGUGUGGUGUCAAAGCCACUAGCAGUGAGGCUUCUUAGGUAUUAAUCCUUAGACUUUGUGGCUUCUCCCCGUGUCUCGGGCUGUCCUCAAGACACGUCAAGACACUCGCAGUUUCUUGCAGAAAGAUUCGACGAUCCCCCACCGCCCCCCCACUUAGACCAAGGUUGUUUGUACUGUAUACGAACCGGCAGGUUUCCUUCUGAGCUCCUUCGCGGCAUGAUUUGAGAUAUGUCGCGCGCUAUCAACCCCCUGAAGUGUUGCAGUCU